ACCCAAUUGGCAACAUGGAAGAACGAUGAGUAAAAAGCUCGGAGAUCGUUAGAGUAAGCCCCAAGCCAGUCUUCUUCUUCUUCUUCACCAAGUCUGCUCCGAAACCUCAUUUUCCUAUCAGUCACUCUCGCCUUUUUCAAUUCCAAAACCCUAAUCAUGUCGAUUUUCGAGUACAAUGGAUCUGCUCUGAUUGCCAUGGUGGGAAAGAACUGCUUCGCCAUCGCCAGUGAUCGUAGGCUCGGAGUUCAGCUCCAAACCAUCGCCACCGACUUUCAAAGGAUCUAUAAGAUUCACGAUCGCCUAUUCCUCGGUCUUUCCGGACUCGCCACCGACGCUCAGACUCUGUAUCAACGGCUUGUGUUCCGUCACAAGCUGUAUCAGCUUCGUGAAGAGAGAGACAUGAAGCCUGAGACUUUUGCAAGCCUAGUCUCUGCUGUUCUGUAUGAGAAAAGGUUUGGUCCAUACUUCUGUCAGCCUGUAAUUGCUGGAUUGGGAGAAGAAGACAAGCCAUUCAUUUGCACUAUGGAUUCAAUUGGAGCCAAGGAACUAGCAAAAGAUUUUGUUGUUGCUGGCACUGCCUCGGAGUCUCUCUAUGGUGCUUGUGAGGCAAUGUUCAAGCCCGACAUGGAAGCAGAGGAAUUGUUUGAGACCAUCUCCCAAGCCCUGCUAUCGUCAGUUGAUCGAGACUGUUUGAGUGGAUGGGGAGGACAUGUUUAUGUCAUAACACCGACUGAAGUAAAGGAGAGGAUCUUGAAGGGAAGGAUGGAUUGACCCACUGUUGCACGUCCGAAAACGAGUCCAAAUUGCCAGAAAACGAGUCCAAAUUGCCAUUUCCACCUUUUCUUUACGUUGUUUCAUAUUUAUGUAGCUUGCAGUUGAUUGCCCUUGUUAUGGGUUGCUCAAAAUUGGAUGUACUCUCCUCUCACUAGUACUUGUAAUUGAUGAAAUGUUUUCGGGAAUUCAAAAGUGUUUCGAUUUACAAAACUAGGUUACAUUUUUUCUGAAUGUUUUCGGGAAAGCACAUGCCUUUUUUCGAUGGAAUCGCAUAUGCUUUUUUA
Messenger RNA from Carya illinoinensis, 1058 nucleotides. Its product is annotated as proteasome subunit beta type-3-A. The transcript is spliced from 7 exons. The record is from RefSeq and is a predicted model, not a curated record. Bases 157 to 771 code for a protein of 204 amino acids. NCBI's taxonomy places the organism in Eukaryota, Viridiplantae, Streptophyta, Magnoliopsida, Fagales, Juglandaceae. Gene Ontology annotation, biological process: proteasome-mediated ubiquitin-dependent protein catabolic process. Gene Ontology annotation, cellular component: proteasome core complex; proteasome core complex, beta-subunit complex.